Molecule: messenger RNA, 1893 nt
Organism: Carya illinoinensis
Lineage: Eukaryota; Viridiplantae; Streptophyta; Magnoliopsida; Fagales; Juglandaceae
Product: shaggy-related protein kinase kappa
Exons: 13
Coding region: 347-1615 (422 amino acids)
Biological process (GO): protein phosphorylation; signal transduction
Cellular component (GO): cytoplasm
Molecular function (GO): protein serine/threonine kinase activity; ATP binding
Source: RefSeq, a predicted model, not a curated record
UGAAGGAAGCGUUUGUCAGAGAAACCGUAAUAGAAAAGUCAUUGGAAACAGCAAUGCCCAAUUUUGCAGUACUAUUCUUGUUACUUCUCUUCCCAUUCUGACGACACUCUUUAUUGUUUUGGAGUCUGUGAGGAAAAACAAAAACAAAAAUUAGAAGAAAACUUGAUUCAGAAUUUGACAUCGAAAAAUCUUCCAAGUUCAAAAAAAAAUGCCCGAGCUCCGAUUCCAAUUCUUCGCUCCGAGACGCGUACAGGAAGAAAGGUGCUUGGAUGGUAUGGGAGGCAGAACACCAGAGCAUUACGAGGGUAGCACAUACUAGCAUCUUUAAUAUUUACCAGGCACAUUUAUGGCGUCUGCCAGCCUAGGAAAUGGUGGAGUAGGCAGUUCCAGGUCUGUUAAUGGCUUCAAGGGUUCAUCUAGUUCAGUUGACUGGCUGGGGAGAGAGAUGCUCGAGAUGAGACUGAGGGACAAUGUUGACCAUGAUGAGGACAGAGAUAGUGAACCAGAUAUAAUUGAUGGUGUAGGUGCUGAAACAGGGCAUGUAAUACGAACCACCAUUGGUGGUCGAAGUGGUCAAUCUCGGCAGACAGUCAGUUAUAUUGCAGAACAUGUGGUUGGAACUGGUUCUUUCGGUGUCGUUUUCCAAGCAAAAUGUAGAGAAACUGGAGAGAUUGUUGCUAUAAAGAAGGUUCUCCAAGACAAGCGCUAUAAAAAUAGGGAGUUACAGAUAAUGCAGAUGUUGGAUCAUCCAAAUACUGUUGCCCUUAAGCAUUGUUUCUUUUCAACUACAGACAAAGAAGAGCUUUACUUGAAUCUUGUACUUGAAUUUGUCCCUGAAACUGUUAACCGUAUUGCAAGAAACUAUAGCAGAAUCAACCAACGAAUGCCCUUAAUAUACGUUAAACUUUAUACCUACCAGAUCUGCAGGGCGCUUGCCUAUAUACACAAUUGUAUCGGUAUAUGUCACCGUGACAUCAAGCCUCAAAACUUACUGGUCAAUCCCCAUACACAUCAACUGAAACUUUGUGAUUUUGGGAGUGCAAAAGUGUUGGUGAAAGGAGAACCCAAUGUUUCUUACAUCUGUUCAAGAUAUUAUCGCGCUCCAGAGCUCAUAUUUGGUGCCACUGAGUACACAACUGCUAUAGAUAUAUGGUCUACAGGCUGUGUGAUGGCUGAAUUACUUCUUGGACAGCCUUUGUUUCCUGGUGAAAGUGGUGUUGACCAACUGGUUGAGAUCAUUAAGGUUUUGGGAACUCCAACCAGGGAGGAGAUAAAGUGCAUGAAUCCAAAUUAUACAGAAUUUAAGUUCCCCCAGAUAAAGCCUCAUCCCUGGCACAAGGUCUUCCAAAAACGUUUACCCCCAGAAGCGGUGGACCUUGUUUGUAGGUUUUUUCAGUACUCUCCCAAUUUGCGAUGCACUGCUUUGGAAGCUUGCAUUCACCCUUUCUUCGAUGAGCUGAGGGACCCAAACACACGCCUUCCUAAUGGCCGUCCUCUUCCUCCUUUAUUUAAUUUUAAAUCCCAGGAGCUCUCAGGCAUACCACCUGAUAUCAUCAAUAAACUAAUUCCAGAACACUCUCGGAAGCAGAAUUUGUUUAUGGCUUUGCACACGUAGCUACUAUUACCUGUCUCUCACUUCUGCUUGCCAUUUUCACUUUGCAUAAGUCUUUUAUUGGCAUCUGCCAAAUCCGUCGCCCUUCUUAUUUAUGUGCCCUGUGAGAAAGUUGCAAAGGAGUUCCUAGGACAAUAUAGGAAACCUGAGGCUCUGAGUUUGCUUGCUGAUAGAGGUGCUUUUGAGUUUUAAUUCCAAGACCGAUAUAAUUUCAUGUAUAUUUACUGUGACCCUUCUUGCCGGGGAAUUUAGUGAGAUGAAAGUGUCAGCAUGUGUAUGUA